Molecule: messenger RNA, 861 nt
Organism: Meloidogyne enterolobii
Lineage: Eukaryota; Metazoa; Nematoda; Chromadorea; Rhabditida; Meloidogynidae
Source: the annotation of a GenBank genome assembly
UUCUCUAAUUUAAUCAAAAAUAAAAUGAAUUGUUCUUCUAUAAUAGAACUCCCUCCAACUAUGCGCUUUCGUUGGAGUCAUAAUGGAUCUGUUGCUAUUUGUUAUUCUGCUGUUUUUGUUUUAUCAUUAAUUGGAAAUGGGUUUAUGUUCCUCAUUUUAUUUAGAAAUCAGUGCAUUAAAAGAAGGCGUGUACAUUCACUUUUACUGCAUAUGACAGUUGCCCAAUUACUUGUUACCUUGGUUUAUAUACCAAAAGAAAUUGUUCAUAAUUUAACUAUAGCUUGGCUAGGAGGAGAUUUACUCUGCAGAUUGUGCAAAUUUUUUGGCAAGUUAAUUCCGAAAAGAAUCCAAAAAAAUAAAAUUUUUUCAGACGUUUUUGGUGUUGCCUUGUCAGCAGGCAUUUUAGUCUGUCUAAGCCUUGAUCGUUUUUAUUCUAUACUUUUUCCACUUUAUGUAAUUAAUGCUAAAAGGAGUGUUCAAAGGAUGGUUAUUGCUGCUUGGCUUGUUGCUGCUUUAUCCAGUUUACCCCAAGUUUAUAUAUUUCGGACAGCCAGGCAUCCUUGUUUUACUGAAUUUACACAAUGUGUAUCUGCUGAUAUAAUUGGAUUAUUAUCCCCAAAUGUUAUUUAUUGGUUUUCUGUUUUAAAUAUUGUUCAAGUUUAUUUUAUCCCUUUGUUUGUUAUUUUAUUUUGUUAUGGAUCUAUUCUUGUUUCAAUUUCAUUAAAAAGUAAAGACACAAAAGUAGCUUCAGAACCAGAACAGCCUCCUAAAGAGCAAAGGAAUAUUACAAAAUUGGCUUUAUUACGUGGACAUGAAAUUCAUCAGCAAUUGGCUGCUGGUAAAAAAUUUUUUUUAUUCUGA